UCCGCGCGGUGUGGAGCGGACGGUGCUCGGCUGCUGGGACAAGUUGUAACGCCGGGACACGGAGAACAGCACCGGGAUGGUAUGAGAGAGCCCAUAUUGGCUUGGACGAGAGCCAGCUGUGUCAGGUUUUCAUGGGACCUUCCGCUGCCGGCAAGCUCAAGGAGAACUCUCGAUGUUGAAGCAUACAGAAGAGACGCUGUCACGGAGCGAUAAAAGCAUUCAUGCAAGCUGCGAUGGGACACAGUAAGGCUGUGGACGUGAUAAGAAAUCUCUGCAGUGCUCCUUUUCAAUCACAGCCCCAACACUAGGCAGUAGAGAAGUCCAUUAUCUACGAUUAAUGACAGCCGUGUUGCGGAGGCAGCCUCAAGCUGCACCGCCAGAUCUGAGACAACCCAUGGAGGCAUGGCCUCAACGUUUCCAACGCUGCUGCCACUAACUCCAGCCGAGUGAACAGCAAUGCCUUCUAAGGUCUCCUGCUUAUACUUGCUGACAGUGGUUUGCUGGGCCAGCGCUCUGUGGUACCUGAGUGUGUCCCGCCCCUCCACUUCCUACCAGCUGGCUAUCCCUUUACGCAAAGCAUCCAAGGAGAACAAGAACGGCACCUUCAGCAACAUCCGCACGCGCUCACUCAACCCGCACGACUUCGACUACCUCAUUAACGAGGCCAAGAAGUGCGAAGCGGAGCCGCCCUUCCUCGUCAUCCUGAUCAGCACCACCCACAAGGAAUUCGACGCCCGUCAGGCCAUCAGAGAAACAUGGGGUGAUGAGAGCUCGUUCCCCGAUAUGCGCGUGGUCACGCUCUUCUUAUUGGGCCGCAGCACUGAUGUUGUCCUCAACCAGAUGGUGGAGCAGGAGAGUCAGAUCUUUCAUGACGUUGUAGUGGAGGAUUUUAUCGACUCUUACCACAACCUGACGCUGAAGACGCUGAUGGGCAUGCGCUGGGUUGCCACUUUUUGUUCUAAGGCUCAAUAUGUCCUUAAGACAGACAGCGACAUCUUUGUCAACAUGGAGAACCUCAUCUUCAACCUCCUGAAGCCCACCACCAAGCCCAGGAGGAGGUACUUCACCGGCUACGUCAUCAACGGUGGCCCGAUCAGGGACAUGCGCAGCAAGUGGUACAUGCCCAGGGAUCUGUACCCUGACAGCAAGUACCCACCCUUCUGCUCCGGCACCGGCUACGUCUUCUCCGCGGACGUGGCCGAGCUCAUAUACAAGACCUCUUUACACACCAGGCUGCUGCACCUGGAGGACGUGUACGUGGGCGUGUGCCUCCGAAAACUGGGCAUCCACCCCUUCCAGAACAGUGGCUUCAACCACUGGAAGAUGGCCUACAGCCUUUGUCGCUACCGCCGGGUGGUCACCGUCCACCAGAUCUCCCCCGAGGAGAUGCACCGCAUCUGGAACGACAUGACCAGCAAGAAACACCUGAAAUGUUAGCAGGACUGUGGGAGGAAUUGAAUGUUCCUUUAUCACCUGUGUCUCCAUCAUUGGCAUUGGUAAACACUACAGCACGUAGCACUGUGCUCAAGGAAGAGGAUCGAUGGAUUGUCCAGGAUUUUGUCCGGGCACUGAUUGCUUUGCCAGGAGUCUCGAUAGUUUAAAGCCAGAGCAAACUCCUCUGACAAAACAGGCACAAAGUUGUUCUAAAUGUUCAGAUGGUUGGUUGUCAUUGCCAGCAGCACUAUGAUUUGUUUAGGAAACUACAAGACAGGAAGCUUAGCGGCCUGCGUUGAACUACUCAUGUAUACAAGAUAGAUACAGAUUACAUAAAUGCCAACUCACUUCUUUGAACGCAGACAUUCGCCUGUUGGGUUGAUCACAAACUUUAAUAUGAAUGUUCUCAUGUAUUUUAAGUUGUUGUACAUUCUGAACAACGUGUUAAUGGAUAUACUGUCUGGCACUGCGGCAGCUGUCGUCAUUGUGAGGACCGUGGUGAGUUUACAGUGUAACGACUCUUUUAAAUCGGCUGAACCCUGUGGAUCAUGUUGCUCUUACUCUAGGAAAGCAGUGCAAUCUGAAGUAUUAAUGACGGGACCUGUUUGCCUCUGUAAUAUUCCUUUCAGAAUCCGACAUAUUUUCUUACAGAAGAUCCACACAUCUUUGUAUCGUGCAAUGAAAAGAUAUCGGCUGCUUGCAUUCCCAUGUGAAUGUCACUUCUGUUAAUGUGUAAUGUGCAGUUAUGUGUCCCAGGCAGUGCUGUGAGGAGGCUGCAGACUAUUCUAUUUUCUAUUACUUGAACAUGAACAUGAAGGAGAACAGAUGUACUGUAAGAGCAGUGAGAACAAAUCAGUGCUUUCUUCUUUUCAAUUACUUGAGAUCAAAUAAAGCGCUUUUAUAAGACCUG
Molecule: messenger RNA, 2344 nt
Organism: Cottoperca gobio
Lineage: Eukaryota; Metazoa; Chordata; Actinopteri; Perciformes; Bovichtidae
Product: beta-1,3-galactosyltransferase 1
Exons: 4
Coding region: 457-1437 (326 amino acids)
Biological process (GO): protein O-linked glycosylation
Cellular component (GO): Golgi membrane
Molecular function (GO): N-acetyl-beta-D-glucosaminide beta-(1,3)-galactosyltransferase activity
Source: RefSeq, a predicted model, not a curated record